AUGGCCGUGUGCGCUCGGUGCCGCCGCGUGUCACCGUCCUCCGGUGACACCUGGUGCCUCGCCUGCAGUGCCUGGGAGGCCAUUGGGAACGAGCUCUCGUUCUCUUGGAGCCACCCAGGCCUGCGGGCGGUGGCUACAGACCUGGUGGUCUCGGCCGUGCGCCAGGUCCGGGCCUUGCGGGAGAAGAAGGGAGCCGCCCCGCAGCCUCUCGAGAAGGACGAGGAGAAGGAGCAGGACUCGUCUGAGUCCGACGAGGAAGAGGAGGAAUCGGAGGCGGCCUCGGACAAGACCAUCUUGGUCGACCCCUUGUUGCCACCUGCGACUGCGGCCCCAGGUACUUCAGGAAAGGCGAAACCUCCAGUUCCCCCCAAAGGAGUGGCGGAGAGGAUCAAGACUGAGGAGAAGGCAGAUUACGGAGAAGAAGAACAGGCUGGUGGCAGCACCGUGCCUGAAGGUUCCAGACACCGUCGUCGACAUCGACAUCGAUCCAGUCAGCCAUCAAGGCCGGAGCGGAAGGACGACAAGUCCAACAGGAAGCGCAAACACAGGAAUCCAAAACACAGAGCGGGGCGCAAACACAAGCGUCUCUACAGGGCCGAGCGUGACCCUUACCUCAAGAUUCACCGGAAGCUGGACGAGAGCGAGGCAGAGGUGGAACUGGUAGGUGCUGGAGGCGCCUAUGGGCUGUUCGAUGUGAACGAGCCUGCCAGAUGGUCCGCCUUGGAGAUAAAGUUGGGAGAUAUUAUAACUACGGCAGUUCCGGGCGAGCUGUUGGGAGCCGAUGGGGUGGAAGGCAUCUUCCUGGUCACAGGUAUAGAACUGGGCGCCGAUGGAAGGAAGCGCAUGGUGAAACAAUUCGAGGCUGGAGAGGAGCUGGACGAGGUGAGAGAGCCCUUGGAAGGUGCCGCUGGCAGACCCUCUGCUUUGAGGAAGAAGCCGAGCGGGGAACCCAAAGAGGCUCAACUGCGAGGAAAAGGAUUGGGCACAUCUACGAAGUUGGGACCCCCGAAGGGGGCAGCUGGCCCUCGCCGUGCUGCCCUGACCAGUGGAGAAGGCCAUGGGGAGGAGCAAAGAGAAGAUAUUUUGAAGCCCUUGAGGAUGACGAGCAAGAAGUCGAAUGGGGACAGCUACUCCAGUGGCGAGGACGUCGACAGCAGCGAGACAGACAAAGAGGACCUCCUUCCGCCCCUGAAGAAACGCAGCGAGAGGAUGGAGGGCUCCGCGCUGAGUCUUCUCAUCGAGAGGAUAGAGGCUCGUCUCAACGAGCUCAGCGGUGCAGGGGAAAGGGCGUUCUCUCAACAAUCCCGGGACGGGCGAGAGACCUACUUGCUGGCGAACGUCAUCGACCUGCUUCGCGUGGGUCGCCUGGCCAAACUGGGAGACGCUUUGGCGGCUCGGUGGCUGGCGAUCGAACAGGCGAGCCUCGAUCAGCAAUGGUCGGCUGCCAGGCAUUUGGAGCUUUAUUCCCCGGACCAGACGUCAGCAGCAGGGCCAGCCAUCACACUGGCAGCCCGGAAGUUCUCCAAGACGAUGGAGCGCGUCACUCAACCAGACGAGGCAAGGGGGCGCGUGAGAAAAGACAAGGGCGGCAAAGGAGAUGGGGGCUGGCAGGACACCGAGCCCUGGUGGAAAAAGAGAAAAGGAGGAAAAGAUGGAAAGAAAGGAAAGGAGAAGGAGAAGGCAGACCCCUGGUCAGGAGCUGUGGAGCCGCCCGGUUUGAAGUGGUGGCAAGUCCUGCUGGACCUGGCUGGAACCUAUUCCGCGCUGGGAGUGGGACUAUAUUUCUCCAUUUGUGAGCGAGGGGAAGCCUUUGAUGGAAGUUUCCUUGACCAACUCUCCGCCGACAUGGCGCAGAAAAAGAAGAGCCAGCUACCACGAGCUUUUCGCUCCAAAAACAAACUGUUUCCCCUCCCUCAAGUUUGGUUCGUGGACUUUUCUCGGUUCGGAAAGAAAGUGUCGGUUUCGUCAGUUUUGCAUGAUUUGGAAUUUGUCAAAGCCAAUGCUGUUGCGUGCUGGGCCUCCUUAGGAGUCCUGUUUUGCAAUCAAUUGGCGAAUGAAGGGUUUGUGUUUGGGCAAGGAAAACCUACAGCCCCGCAGAGGGAUUUGUUGCGAGCUGUUGAGAUGUCGGUCCAACGUUUGAUGGACGAUGACACGACAGUGGCAUGGACAGUGGCUGACAUUGUGGAUGAUUUUGAACAUAGGACAGUGACGUAUUCGGGUGAAGAAAUUUGCAAGGCCGAACCGCUGACUUUAGCUAGGGUGCUCCCAGGGUUGCCCCCUGAAGGUCAUGGGGGUUCGGUGGACACUUUGAAGUGGGUUAGCGGACGCACUAGAUCUCUACUUCUGCGACCUGACCUGUGCUUAGUGACUGAUGUGGGGCAGGAGUUGCCGAAGCUACAAGGAAAGGUGCAUAUUGGCGAAGGUGAGCAAAAGAGCAUUGCUGUUGAACUUGUCAGGCGUGAGGAAUUGGGUCUGGAGGUAGAUGGCCAUCGGUCCUCUUUAGUGUACCUGGCCUGUAGGGUGCUCCCCAUGGGAUGGUGCUCGGCCGUUGGGGUCAUGCAAGACCUGGCUGAAACGAUUCUCCUAAAGGGGGGCUUUGAUCCCUGUGCUCAGAUCUCCAAGUCUCAUCCUCUGCCGCCGUGGGUGUUGGAGAGCUCAGAAUUGGGAAACAAGCAGGGGCGGCCUUGGUGGCAUGUGUAUCUCGAUAAUUUUGCUGCAGGCGCAAAGGUGCGAGAUGAGGAGCCCAGCGAGUUGAUUGCACUGCAGAAAGCGGCAGAAAGUCUGUGGGUGGACGCUGGUGUUGUGGUGUCCGAAGAUAAGUCAGUAGUAGCGGCUUCCUCAGGUGUUGAGUUGGGGGCCUUUCUCGGGGGAAAAGGACAGUGGAUAGGAGCCUCACCUGAGCGUCUCAUCAAGGUCCUCAAGAGCGUUAUUUGGCUGUGCGGACAACCUAAGUUGAGCAAGAAGAAAGUGCAAAUUGUCAUGAGGAGGCUGUGCUUCAUUCUGCAGUUUAGGCGGCCGGGCAUGGCUCAUUUCUCGCAUGUUUGGGAAUGGGUGUCAGGAAAGGGCUUUGGCCGCCUGGCACAGGAUAAGGUUAGGAAGGAAAUGCUGACAGGUAUUUGUGGCAGCCCGCUGUUUCACACUUGGUUGGGCAGCAAGAUCGACCCGAUGGUGACCUGCAGUGAUGCCAGCAUGAAGGGAGGAGCGGUCGCCUUCAGUGAUAGUCUCACCCAGGAAGGAAAAGGCUUUGUCUGGGCGCGGGAGCGGCAGGCGCAAGAGGUUCCCGUGGUGAUUGUUUCGCUGUUCAAUGGGAUAGGAGGAGCUCAGCGCUGUUAUGACGUGGCAGGUGUGCGAGUGGCAGGAGUGCUAGCCUGUGAUAUUCACAAGCCAGCAAAUCGCGUGACAGCAAGGCGCUGGCCCCAUACCAGAUUCUGGGAAGAUGUGCGUACCCUGACGGGUGAAGGUCUCAGAGAAGAGAUGGAACAUUUUGGUGAUUUUGGUGAACUUCAUCUGUGGGCAGGGUUUCCCUGCGUUGACGUGAGCAGUGUGCGGGCUCACCGCCAGAACCUUCAGGGCGCUUCCAGCAGCUUGAUACACGAGGCAAUUCGUGUGUUUGAUGAGCUAGCCGUGCUGUUCCCUGACACUCCGACGGAAUUCUUUGUGGAAAAUGUGGCAAGCAUGGAUGUUGAAGUGAGAGAUCAGCUGAGCUCGCUCCCGCUGGCCUGUCCGUUGCAGAGAGGUCUAGCCUUUCCAGGGACAUGGACCCAUGCAGGAGAGGAGGUCCGUGUGGUUUAUUCCCAACUCUUCAAUGUCUUAGCCUUGAAGUUCACUCCGCAUGGCAGUGAGCAUAUCCAAGCCACUGAGAUCUCGCUGAUCCAGGGACGUUUAGAGCCCAUGUGCCUUGGGCUCCGGACGGUUCCAGGUCCUUCCAGAGAUUCAGUGGGUGAUUCAUGGCCACUGGCAGCUGUAUCAGCUUAA
Molecule: messenger RNA, 3975 nt
Organism: Durusdinium trenchii
Lineage: Eukaryota; Dinophyceae; Suessiales; Symbiodiniaceae
Source: the annotation of a GenBank genome assembly